AUGACUGACCCGGGAACAGCCACGGCGGCCUGUGUCCAGGCACGUGGGGGGCCACCCGCUCCUCCCCGUCGCCGUCGCUCCUUUCGCCGUCUUCUCGGCCGCUUUCUGCGAGUUCUGGGCGUCCUCACCCGCUCCGGGAGCUACCCACCGGGGACCCAACCUGGCACGGGGCAGAACGAUCCUUGCCCGGGCAGCGACGGCAGGGACGGCUUUGGGGACUCCAACUGGCCAGCCAAGGAGGUCUCCUGGGAGGCCGGGGACGCGCGCCUUUCCCAGCUCCCUCCCAGAGACAAGGCGCGGCCCCCUGGCACGCAGGGCUUGAAGAAUCACGGUAACACCUGUUUCAUGAACGCCGUGGUGCAGUGCCUCAGCAACACUGACUUGUUGGCCGAGUUCUUGGCGCUGGGACAUUACCGGGCCCGGCCUGGCCAAGCGGAGGUCACGGAGCAGCUGGCGGGGCUGGUGCGGGCGCUCUGGACCGAGGACUACACCCCACAUCUCUCAGUGGAGUUCAAGAACACAGUUUCUAAGUAUGGCUCUCAGUUCCAAGGUAAUUCACAGCAUGAUGCCCUGGAAUUUCUCCUCUGGCUUUUGGAUCGUGUGCAUGAGGACUUGGACAGUUCAUUUCCUGGGCAGACAUCAGAAAAGCCCCAGCCUGAGCCCAGCAGAAAUUUGGUGCAAACUCUGUCAUCAGGUCAGCUUUCUCCAAGACAAAGUUUUGUUCAGAAUCAUUUUCAAGCCCAGUAUAGGUCUUCAUUGACCUGUCCUCACUGCCAAAAACAGAGCAAUACCUUUGAUCCUUUCCUUUGUGUGUCACUACCCAUUCCAUCAUGUCAGACCAGAUCCUUAAAUGUCACAUUAGUCUUCCAGUCCAAGAGUCAGAGGUUCUUGCGGAUUGGUUUGGCAGUGCCACUUUUCAGCACAGUGGCAACUCUGAGAAGGAUGGUAGCAGAAGAAGGCAAAAUCACAACUGAUGAGGUGGUUUUGGUAGAGUUGUCCCCCAAUGGAUUCCAACGUUCUUUCUUUGAUGAAGAGGACUUGAAUGCCAUUUCAGAGGGAGACAAUGUAUAUGCUUUUCAAGCUCCCUGGUCACCCAUCUGGGAAGUCCCUGCCACAUUUUCAGGUUGUCCCUCCAAUAUUCAAAUCAACAAGCACAAAGGCCAGAGCCUUCUACAGAUGGCUACCUUAUCAACUGAACCUUUGCCUUCUGGGAAUGGGAGCAAACUGCUAAUUCUGCUCUGUAACUUGGUAGGGUCAGGACACAAGGCUAAAAGAUUUGGUCCACCUUUACUAAUGAGAGAAGACAGAACCAUAUCCUGGGACCAGUUCCAACAACAGAUCUUCAAUAAAAUGCGAUAUCUGAUUAAACAGGAGGUUCCAGUGAAGCAGAGUUUGGGGUCAUUGUUUGCUGUUCGGGUUGUGGGAUUAUCCAACAUCUGCAGCUACUUGUCCCCACAGGACAACAGACCGCUCUUUCACUGGGCUGUUGAAAGGUCUUUGAAGCUGAGCAGGCCAGGUGGUCCCCCACAUAUCAAGCUGGCAAUAGAAUGGGAUAGAACCACCAAAGAGCGCUUGUUUGGAAAUAUUCAGGAGGAAGUGAUACAGGAUGCCCCAAGUGUUCAGCUCCAACAGCAGGCCCAUCAGCAUCCAAGCUGUACCUUAAAUGAGUGCUUUCAACUCUAUACUAAGGAGGAACAGCUGUCCCCUGAUGAUGCAUGGAAAUGUCCCCAUUGCAAGAUCCUCCAACAGGGGAUGGUGAAACUAAGUUUGUGGACCUUGCCUGACAUUCUCAUAAUUCACCUCAAACGAUUCUGUCAAAUUGGGGAGCGAAGAAACAAGCUGUCCACUCUGGUGAAGUUUCCUCUCUCUGGCCUCAACAUGGCUCCCCACGUAGCCAAAAGAAAUCUUGGCCAGGAGCAUUUGCUGAACUCUUGGCCCUCUUGGGAACAGGCAUCUUGCCUGCCUAAUAGCUGCCCACUUGAUUUCUUGUAUGACUUGUAUGCUGUCUGUAACCACCAUGGCAGUAUGCAAGGUGGGCAUUAUACAGCCUACUGCAGAAACUCAUUGGAUGGCCAGUGGUAUAGCUACGAUGACAGCACAGUAGAGCCCUGUUUUAGAAGAUGAGGUCAGCACCCGAGAGCCUACAUUCUAUUUUAUCAGAAAAGGAACAUCAUUCCUGACUGGUCAGCCAGCAGCUCAAUGAGAGGUUUCCAUGAGCCCUCCAUGUCUGAUCACUGGCUUAUGAGGCUCAGGAGUAACAACAGCAGCCAGAGGAAAAGCCUCACAUCUUGGAGUUCUGAAAACUUUGACUCCCUUUCUAAGAUGCCUGAUUCUCCAGUCUUCUUGGAAGCCCCUACCAAACAAGAAAAAGAAAAGCCUGAAUCAAAGCCCUUUGUGCGAGGCGUUCAAGGCAGAAGUGCCAGCAUGAAGGAGCCUGCCACUCCUAAAAGAAUCCAUCAGGGGACUUCUAAGACCAUGCCCCUUAGGUGGUCUUUGGGAGCCAAAGAGAGAACAAAGCAUCGCUCUGUUGAGUUGGUGGAAUAUUUAGAGUCUGGACGAAGACCCAAGUGUACUAAUCAGUCCAUCAUCCCAGCAAUGAUGACUGGUGCUACUAAGGAGGCAGAUGGAUCAUCACCAACACGAUCAAAUUCAAGAGCUCCCACAGAUGAUGAAGAGGAUGGCAGGAGGGCAGUUGGGAAGGCAACUAUGACAAGUCCUUCUAGUAAUCAUAAGAAACAGUGCCUGACUACUGGCAAUAUUGACACUCUAAAAAGAACCAAGAAGCCAAAAGAAAGCCUGAGUCAGGAGAUGAGGCUUCCCCCAAAACUUGAUGUUCCUUUGACUGUGGCAAAAUCUGCAGGGACUGAAGGGUUAGCUCAGGCAAAGGGCCGUGUAAACAAACCAAACUGUAAUGGGAACAACCAUAUGAGUAACAGUUUACUGUGUCCCAAGGAUUUUCUGAAUGUCAUAAAUUUCUCUGGAACAAAUAGAGAUACUAACCAAAGAAUCUCAGCCAAAUUUCGGACUAAAACACAGGAAAGAAGCCCUGAGUCAGAACAGCUCCAACAAAGAAAGUUUGCUCUUCUCAGGUCCAUUAUUUUGAAGAAAGAGCCCAAGGAGGGAGAUUCCAUCAGUUCAGAGAUUUCCAUUAGUUCUUCCCUCAUCUCCCCAUUGAAUAGCAAUACAGAUAAAGAACAGGGUAAUAACAUAUUACCUGGCAAACUUAGAGGAAGCCUGACAAAGGAUGAGGUGAACCUCUUAGAAAAAGAUGUCAGUCAAGCCCAUAGCUCCUUCAGGCUCCCCAGACAAGUCAACUGGUUCCGGAGAGCUAGUGUUUCCCAUCCAUCACGCAAGUAUACUCCUGAAGGACAGACUUCCAUUGGCACCUUUCAAAGAGUGAAAUACCACACUAUUGCUUUAGGCCAGAAAAAAAAAGUACCAGAAUCCAGCUUGUGA
Molecule: messenger RNA, 3456 nt
Organism: Dromiciops gliroides (monito del monte)
Lineage: Eukaryota; Metazoa; Chordata; Mammalia; Microbiotheria; Microbiotheriidae
Gene: USP43
Product: ubiquitin specific peptidase 43
Exons: 15
Biological process (GO): protein deubiquitination
Molecular function (GO): cysteine-type deubiquitinase activity
Source: RefSeq, a predicted model, not a curated record